This is a messenger RNA of Mesorhabditis belari, 1251 nucleotides long. NCBI's taxonomy places the organism in Eukaryota, Metazoa, Nematoda, Chromadorea, Rhabditida, Rhabditidae. The record is from the annotation of a GenBank genome assembly.
AUGAGCUGCUGCAAGAAUGGACCCGGUUAUGCGACACCGAAAGAUGCAAUCAAGGGUCCUCGCGAGAAAGUGAUCUUUGUGACAACUCCUAAUGUUGAUCUUAAUGGAUUCGAUGCUGUGUGCACGGUUGAUGUUGAUCCAGAGAGUCCAACUUAUUGCCAAGUGAUCUCGAAAGUGGAUUUGUCGAAUCGAGGAGAUGAAGUGCAUCACACUGGAUGGAAUGCUUGUUCGUCAUGUCAUGGAGAUCCAUCAGCACAAAGAUCUCACCUCAUCGCUCCUUGUCUGAACUCGGAUCGAAUCUAUAUAAUCAAUGUGAAAGAUCCGAAGAAUUUGAGAUUGGAAAAAGUAAUUCCAUCCGAGAAAUUGAAAGAGCACAACGUUUCAUUUCCACACACAUCUCAUUGUUUGGCUGAUGGAUCGAUUAUGAUUUCAACGCUUGGAGAUGAAAAUGGAAAUAAUAAAGGCAAUUUUCUUCUUCUUGACGGGAAAACGUUUGAACCAAAAAAUCAUUGGAAUUCAAAUGGAAAUCUUCAAUUUAAUUACGAUUUUUGGUAUCAACCACGAAAGAAUGUGAUGAUUUCAACAGAAUGGGGUGUACCGAAUCUCAUCAAAAAUGGCUUUAAUCCGGAACAUUUUCAGAUCGGGAAAUACGGUCACAAUGUGAAUGUGUUUGAUUGGAAGAAUAAAGUGAAGAAACAAACGAUCGAGCUACCACUCCCACAAGGGGCAAUCCCAUUGGAGAUCCGUUUCCUUCACGAACCAUCAUCUCCGGAUUGCUUUGUCGGAGCGGCUCUUGGCUCGUCAAUCUUUCAUUUACAUCCAAGCAAAGAGGAUCCCGAAAAACAAUACGAUAUCUCGGAUCCACAAAAGCCGAAGCUUACCGGACAGCUUUGGUUGGGUGGUUCUUUGCAUACGGAUAGUAGAAUCACCGUUAAAACAAAUGACUUUAAACAGCCACCACCAUUGAUUGUGAAUGGAAAGAGAAUCGAAGGAGCUCCACAAAUGCUUCAAUUGAGUCUCGAUGGGAAAAGGCUUUAUGUCACAACAUCGCUUUAUCGACCAUGGGACGCUCAAUUUUACCCAAAUCUUUUGAAAGAAGGCGGUGUAAUGCUUCAAAUUGAUAUAAAUCCUGAUGGAGGGAUGACACUUAAUCAAGAUUUUCUUAUCGAUUUUGGAAAGAUAGAGGGUGGUCCUUAUGUUGCGCAUGAAAUGAGAUAUCCUGGCGGGGAUUGUACUUCGGAUAUUUGGAUU